Messenger RNA from Eutrema salsugineum, 1159 nucleotides. RefSeq names its product mitochondrial outer membrane protein porin 2. Gene Ontology annotation, cellular component: mitochondrial outer membrane. The coding region runs from base 115 to 945 and encodes 276 amino acids. The transcript is spliced from 6 exons. Lineage: Eukaryota; Viridiplantae; Streptophyta; Magnoliopsida; Brassicales; Brassicaceae. Gene Ontology annotation, molecular function: voltage-gated monoatomic anion channel activity. Gene Ontology annotation, biological process: monoatomic anion transmembrane transport. The record is from RefSeq and is a predicted model, not a curated record.
UCGCUAUUUAUUUCGUCUACCACGGAGUAGAAUAAAAUAAGUCGUAUUUUUCUAUCUUCACCGCUUCUCCUCCUCCAAAUCUUCGCCGAUCUCUCUCUACAUCUCCGAUCAACAAUGAGCAAAGGUCCGGGACUUUUCACAGAUAUCGGCAAAAAAGCCAAAGAUCUGUUGACGAGAGACUACACCUCCGAUCAGAAAUUCAGUAUCUCCACUUACAGUGCCUCCGGCGUGGCCCUUACGUCUACUGCUCUGAAGAAAGGAGGAGUGCAUGCUGCUGACGUUGCCACACAAUACAAGUACAAGAAUGCUUUGUUCGAUGUCAAAAUCGACACUGAUUCUAGUGUUUUGACAACUGUCACAUUCACCGAGAUCCUCCCAUCGACAAAAGCCAUCGCCUCCUUCAAAGUCCCCGACUACAGUUCUGCCAAGCUUGAGGUCCAAUACUUCCACGACCAUGCAACAGUUACCGCUGCUGCAGCUUUGAAACAGAACCCAUUAAUCGACAUAACAGCCACUCUCGGUUCACCAGUCAUCUCAUUUGGUGCUGAAGCUGGAUACGACAUAACCUCCAAAACUUUCACCAAGUACAACGCCGGAAUCAGCGUGACAAAACCAGACGCAUGCGCUUCCAUAAUACUGGGAGACAAAGGAGACUCGAUCAAAGCAUCUUACCUUCAUCACCUGGACGAAUUUAAGAGAAGCUCAGCUGUUGGUGAGUUUUACAGGAAGAUCUCGACAAAUGAAAACACUAUAACUGUGGGUGGAUUGUAUGCAAUUGAUCAUUCGACUACAGUGAAAGCUAAACUCAACAACCAUGGCACGCUCGGUGCUCUUCUUCAGCACGAGGUCUUGCCUAAAUCAGUAGUGACUGUUUCCAGUGAAAUCGACACCAAGGCGUUAGACAAGCAUCCAAGGUUUGGUCUCUCUCUUGCUCUCAAACCUUGAGAAUAUACACACUCAUAAGACUCGCAUGAGUCUCCGAACCUUUCUCGUAUCCUCUCGAGAGUUUACGUCUCUGUUCUUUUUUGUUUUGGUUUUUGGUUUUUGUUUUGCGAAUAAAUAGCUCCGCAGUGAAAUUGACGGAUAAUUCUUUUUCGGAUAUGGUUGGUUUUUUUUGACAUUUUUCACUAAGCAAUAUUCUUUUCUUGGUACAUUAAAA